GGAUUUUCGUGACCAACACAACUCGAACACAACUGUGCCAAGAAUAAAACUGAGCAGUCGGCACAUAAAACAGCUCUUCUCCACUUGUUUGUGGCAAGAAGGAAAGAAAAGACAUGUUUUCCUUUUGCUCUAACCUACUUCACUGCUUCAUAAGCCUAUCAUGUGUUGUAACAUUUAUUGCAACAGCAGCUUCUGGUAUCCUCCUGAUACUAGCCUCAGUGGAGCCGAGCAGCUCACUAGGAGAAGGUGGCCCGUAUGCUCUUGUACCAGGGAUAGUCUUUGUGUCAGUUGCUAUAGUGACAGUACCAUUAGGGAUCUAUGGAUGCUUAAGUGUUCGUAACGAUAGCUCAAAAAGAUUAGUAAUAUAUACUGUUAUUGCAAUUCUUGUCUCAAUUGUCAUUCUUUUGUGUUCAAGUGUCCUCUUCACUUUUACUUACACUAACCUGGUUAGUAACAACCUAAACUCCACUUUAUGGUCUGAAUUAAGGAAGCCCAACAAUUCAAAUGAUACCAGCAAGAUGUUUGAUAUACAGACUAAAGUAAGUCUUUGUGUUCCUGCUGUUAGUGUGUAUGUGUGUACUACUUGUGGUGGUUGCUAUUAG
This is a messenger RNA of Amphimedon queenslandica, 602 nucleotides long. RefSeq lists its product as uncharacterized. Gene Ontology annotation, cellular component: membrane. The transcript is spliced from 5 exons. Lineage: Eukaryota; Metazoa; Porifera; Demospongiae; Haplosclerida; Niphatidae. The coding region runs from base 114 to 602 and encodes 162 amino acids. The record is from RefSeq and is a predicted model, not a curated record.